AUGUCGAGACUCUAUGAACAAGCAGUUCCUCCCGAGCAAGAAGGGCGAACACUACCGCCCAUUAACCGGCGAAGAGACAAACCUCAAUUGUCUUGCUCACUGUGCAAAAGGCGCAAGUUGAAAUGCGACCGGGGAGUGCCAUGCAGUACAUGUACCCGCCGUGGUCUGUCUCUGUCCUGCACAUAUCCAUCCUCCACGCCAUUACAGAGCGGUAAAACAGUCGUUUACCCAUCGACAACCUCGAUGCACGAUAGAGUCGCGCAGCUGGAGAAGUUGGUCAUGUCGUUGAAACCCCAGACGGAUGGGAAAUACAUACGCGGUGCGCGCAAGUCUCCGUCACAUAAACAUGCACACGAUGAGCCACAGCUCCCACAGGCAUUUGGACGGCUCAGUCUAGAAAACACAGAGACUACCUAUGUCGAGAGCUCACACUGGACGGCAAUAAUUGAUGGAAUUGCUGAAUUGAAGGAUUAUUUCGACGAUGAGACUACUACUGCCAAUACUGGGCAUCGGAACAUUGAAUCAAACGUUCGAGCGCGUGCCCCGGCGUUGAUUGUAGGAGAUAUGCAGCAGCUCGGGAGAGAGGAGAUUCUGGCGACUGUUCCACCAAAAACAGAAGUGGACAGGCUUGUAACCAGAUAUUUCGCCUUCAACAAUAUAAGCUCGCUGUCAAUACAUGGGCCAACAUUUCUAGAAGAGUACGACGCAUUCUGGGACGCACCGGAGAAAGCCUCAGACAUGUGGAUAGGUCUCUUGUUUGGCAUAAUGUGCUUAGGAGCCCUGCAUCAAAAACUGGAAACACCAUCCCUCGAGAUACCACCGAAUCGCGAAUUGCUCCGUAGUAUUCAAACCUACCGCGAGCGAGUCGCCCAGUGUCUGGCUCUAGCUGACUACACAAAGUGUAUACCGUAUACAGUCGAGACGCUUCUACACUACUUAUCGAUUGAAUAUUUCAAUCUCUCCGACGGUCACACGGGCGUCUGGAUUCUGCUGGGGAUCACCUUGCAGAUAGCCUUUCGCAUGGGCUAUCACCGAGAUGGCUCGUAUUUCCCCCGUCUGGCGCCCUUCCAAGCCGAGAUGCGGCGCCGAACAUGGGCAGUUCUUUUCCAACUGGACUCGCUAGCCGCAGGGCAGUUCGGUAUUCCGCGAAUGAUCAAUGCAUGGAAGGCAGAUACCAAGGAACCCCGGGACGUCAGCGAUGAUGCCCUGAGUCCCGAUAUGACGGAGCUGCCACCAUCCAGAACCGACUCACAACCGAGUUUCAUUCAGUUUGUGGUAAUGAAAAAUCGCCUGAUAUCAACGUUCACCAUGGUGAUUGAUAUCACCGGCGAGCCGAAGAAAGCUGUUUCCUACGAGGAAAUCAUGAAACUGGACAAAACGGUGAAUGACCAGUUUCAGUCGAUGCCGGCGCCCUUGCGCACGAAACCUCUGAGCAGACAGCUCCUGGACCCUCCAGAUGUCAUUCUAAGCAGAAUAUUCCUAGCCUUGUCGUACUACAAAUGUUGCUGUGUUUUGCAUCGAGGGUAUAUGCUGGCGGCUCGCACUGACGAUCGGUAUCAGUAUUCUCGGAGGGCAUGUAUCGGAGCUGCCCUGGAGGUGCUGCAGAUCCAGGCGACUCUGCAUGAAGAAUCCCAGCCGGGGAGGCGCUUCGAGCACCAACAGUGGAAGUUGGGGUCCCUCGUCAAGCACAUCUUUCUUCUGGCGACGACAAUCCUUUGCGUCGACCUCCGCUACAGUGUCAGCCAAGAAGAAGGUCACGGAAGUGGGAUGAUCGAGGAUGCGAUGGCCCAGCAGAUUAUCCCAGCCUUGGAGCUUUCCUAUUCAAUCUGGCUGCAGUCGAGCGACGAGUCCAGAGAAAGUCGCAAGGUUACUGAGAUGCUGCGAAUUGUCCUAGCAAAGGCAGCGAGGAUCGACCAACGACCACCGAAUGCAUCAAGCGUCUGCGAUUAUUCCAUGUCUUUCCCUACAGGCACGUAUCACCUCGGGGAUGGAUCCUGUCAAGUUCCUAAUAGUUAA
This is a messenger RNA of Aspergillus ochraceoroseus IBT 24754, 2016 nucleotides long. RefSeq lists its product as uncharacterized. Gene Ontology annotation, molecular function: DNA binding; DNA-binding transcription factor activity, RNA polymerase II-specific; zinc ion binding. Bases 1 to 2016 code for a protein of 671 amino acids. The transcript has 5 exons. Gene Ontology annotation, cellular component: nucleus. The record is from RefSeq and is a predicted model, not a curated record. Gene Ontology annotation, biological process: regulation of DNA-templated transcription; DNA-templated transcription. Lineage: Eukaryota; Fungi; Ascomycota; Eurotiomycetes; Eurotiales; Aspergillaceae.